GUUUGGGGAAUUCCGGUUUUCCGGUUCCUGUGGUAAAAGCGUGAUGGCGGCGUCCACGAACCAACUCCUGGCAGCCAAACAGAAACUUUCUGAAGUUUUAGGUGAACGAUUUAAAACAUACUUAAACUGCCUGAGACUUUGGUUCAGCCAGAAGCUCACAAAGGACGAGUUCGACAUCGAAGCCAGGAAGAUACUCAGCGGCGAAUCGAUUCAUGCACACAACGAGUUUCUGCUAGCCUUCUUCAACAAGUGCCAAAGCCCAUGCACAGGCCGUGACUCGGUUUCUGGCGACAGUGCUCAAAACCGUGACAAGACGAAGAAGACCAAGCUAAAAGCCAAAGGCAGACCAGUUCGGGUGACAUUCGAAAAACGUUUUGUGCCAGCAGUCCCGUCCAAGCACGUGCCCCAUGCCAAGGCAAGAGACCCCUCGGAGAGUGCCAAGAGCCUCGGCUUCUGCUCGAGGGAGCACUGCCUACCAGAUGCCCUCUUGGUUCACGGACGCAUGUUUGUCAUUGCCUGGGACUGUGGGCUCGACAGUGUGGAUGACAGGGCCGUGCAGCUGGUCAUGACAGCAGUCAAGCACCAGGUAAAGGAAGUGCUGACGGCAGUGCUGAGUAGGAGGAAUGCCUACAAACUGAGGGAGGGCCGCUUCCAGUUUGCUCUUGGCUGUACCCCGGCCAACCCUUACCUGCGCAACUCGAGGAUACUCUCAAAUCUCCAGUGCCACAGCCAUCCAACAACGGUGUCCUCGACGGGCGAGCACCUCCCAGAGAUGGUGCCCACCCUCGACUGGGCGGAGAGUGAGGCGGCACUCGAGGUUGCCUGCGACCCCACGCCACGUCCCAGACUGCCACCGGUCUCCGCCAUGGACCUGGUUGAAGCCCUACAGGUUCACAAAAGCUGUAUUCCCUCACACACUGUGUACACCAAGAGCAUAGAACAAGCCCUUGCUGCCCAGUGGCACCCAAGUCAUGAAGAACUUGAUCAGGAGCAAAUUCGGGCCCAAGAAGAUGCCAUCAGAAGUCAGCUUUUGGAGGAACAGCAAAACCUUUCUUGGUAGCAUUACAUAAUAAUGGAAGGAUCUGUUUCAACACACUUGUCAUCAGAGAGUUUCACUACCAGCAUAAACACAGUAAUUAGUUUGGCAACAAAUGUCUGCACUUGUUACACACUGACACCUUACAAAGGUUAUUUCACGGGUUAUUUUUAAGGAAUUGACUUCACACACUAAAAGUUGUAACAUUGCAGGUACACUUUAAUUCAGGGAUGUCAGGUUGAACCAGGGGCGGUUUCUCUUGGAUGCAUGACUGCAAGUGAAGCAUUUGGCAACAGUACAUCUGAGCACAAAAGCUUGCGGCAACUGUAUAGUUUUGUAAGAAAUCUGAAUAUGGAGUAUACUAUAUUUUGUAAAACUGUAGGCAUGUAAAUAAAGUAACCUGAUACAUCCAACUAA
This is a messenger RNA of Ixodes scapularis (black-legged tick), 1453 nucleotides long. Its product is annotated as transcriptional adapter 1. The record is from RefSeq and is a predicted model, not a curated record. The coding region runs from base 44 to 1060 and encodes 338 amino acids. Gene Ontology annotation, cellular component: SAGA complex. Gene Ontology annotation, molecular function: transcription coactivator activity. Gene Ontology annotation, biological process: regulation of transcription by RNA polymerase II. The transcript is spliced from 9 exons. Lineage: Eukaryota; Metazoa; Arthropoda; Arachnida; Ixodida; Ixodidae.